Messenger RNA from Ambispora leptoticha, 2181 nucleotides. The record is from the annotation of a GenBank genome assembly. NCBI's taxonomy places the organism in Eukaryota, Fungi, Glomeromycota, Glomeromycetes, Archaeosporales, Ambisporaceae.
AUGUCCAGAACUUAUAGUGAGGAACCUGUUGAGGCGGGAGAAAGUUUCUUAACGUCUACAAACAAAACGACAGCGACGCACGGCGGUGUAAGACAACUCCAACAUGUUGAAAGACAAUUCACAUAUAGCGAAGAGCCAGCAACUCAAAAUCUGUCAGCAACUCGAAACGUUGAAAUUUCCACAACCGCUGACAGGCGAUUCACAUAUAAUGAAAAUGAUCCCGAUUUGAUACAUCAAAGGCCACCAUUACCUGAUGAUAGUUAUGUAAAACCGAUACAUAAUAAGAGACCGCCACUUCCUACACCAGUAGUCAUAAAUCCUGCUUAUCCAACGUCAGUCUUACCCGAAGAGACAAAAGACCCGAAAAAAACAUUUAAUGUGGAUGAAGUUUUGAGCAUUGUGCAAGAGGUCACCGAUUCAGUGCUACAAGAUUCUGGCUAUUUGCACACUCGAGCUUCUAUGUGGAACACGCAAAUUGUUAAUAAUUGCGUAAAGAAACUAUGUGAGCUAGGUAAAGCUUUCAAGUAUAUUGUUACAUGUACAAUAGUUCAAAAAACCGAUGCGGGCUUACAUUCUACAAGUUCUUGUUAUUGGGAUGCACGACACGAUGACUUUGUCAAAGGUGCAGCACUCAAGAUGAGUGGCGCAAUUGGUUACAUUGGGUCAAAGAUCAGUCUUAUAUCACGGUCUGAUAUUCGUUAUGUUGGCAUUUUGCACACCAUCAAUCAGGCAGACUCGACUGUCGCUCUUGAACAAGGCUAUGAAACUAUAAAUGUCACCGACUCUCAUCAUAAUAGAUUUGCAUUUAAAUUGCCCUGGUCUUACCGUAAUGCUAAUAAAUAUCAUUCUUUGUUAAUAUUACAAACAAUAGUGCGUUCUUUUGGUACCGAAGGUCGUCGAGGCAAUCCUUCUGAAGAAAUACCGCCAUCAGAUAAUAUUUUUGAAUACAUAGUGUUUCGAGGCUCAGAUGUUAAGGACUUGCAUGUUUGUGAAGCGCCAGCGCCACAGGCAUCUUUGCCUCCGCAAGUUCCUAAUGAUCCUGCUAUCCUGGGGACUACUGCACCACGGCCUCCAAAUUUCCAAGGUUUUGGUCCUCCACCACCACUCGGUGUUCAACCACCAAACUUCCCUACCGCUCAAUUGAAUCAAUAUUAUUUAAAUCAUGUCGCAGCUGCAGCGGCUUUCCAGCAACAACAUCAACAGCAUUUUUGGCAGCAACCUCAAGUUCCACAACAACCUCAGUUGAAUCUCCCGGAAACUACAACAAAAGAAGCUGAACAACCAAAGUCGCAACAACAGAAAGAGCAUUCGGGACCUGAUAAGCCAGAGGAUCAUAAAUCAGACAAUAAUCAGGCUGCAUUGAAUAAAAAUCUUGCUAGUAAACCGGGCCCAAGUACACGGCCAGCCGUUGGGCAUUCUGUAAACUCUCGUAAUGACGUGAUCAAGGAUACGUCGUCAAACGUGGUAGUGGAGAAAUUGACCAAAAAGGUUAGCGAAUUGAGCGUGACUGCUGCUGCUACUACAACAACUGUAGCAAAGGAGACAAACGGUGACAGGCAGCCUACACAGUCUUACGAACGUAUGGGUGGACAUCUUGUUCAACCAAACCGUCGAGUUCGCGGUAAUCGAAGAAACUAUAGUCAAAGUUACGAUCGCAACCGAAUUCCAGUUCCAGCCUCAGACUUUGAUUUCGAAUCCUCAAAUGCGAAAUUUAAUAAAGAUGAAAUUGUCAAGGAAGUCCGAAAGACCGUUCCAAAUCACGAUGGUAUUGCUAAAGAGGAGGAAGCUAUUGACACCCAUCCAACCACUGAAGAUGAAGAUGAGGAAGAAAUUUUGAUACCGCCAUCUGAACUAUUCUAUGAUAAAAACAAAUCAUUCUUUGACAAUAUUUCUUGCGAGACAAAAGAGCGCUUGGAACAGCAAGGACCUGAUGGACGUCGUAGUCUAUCCGUGUCCGAACGAAGACAAAAGCAAUCAGAAGAAAGGCGAUUGAAUCUCGAAACUUUUGGUCAAGUUUCCAUCGACGGCGGAAGAUACCGCGGUGGCUAUCGUAGUCGUGGUUAUCGAGGUGGGAGAGGCGGAUACCGUGGAAACCGAGGUGGUGGAAGCAGUAGCGGUGGUGGCGGUAGCAAUGGCGGAUAUCGGGCAGGAUAUUCCAGCAGCUUUCUUGUGUUUAGUUAA